Molecule: messenger RNA, 711 nt
Organism: Aplysia californica (California sea hare)
Lineage: Eukaryota; Metazoa; Mollusca; Gastropoda; Aplysiida; Aplysiidae
Product: LIM/homeobox protein Lhx5
Biological process (GO): regulation of transcription by RNA polymerase II; neuron differentiation
Cellular component (GO): nucleus
Molecular function (GO): DNA-binding transcription factor activity, RNA polymerase II-specific; RNA polymerase II transcription regulatory region sequence-specific DNA binding
Source: RefSeq, a predicted model, not a curated record
AUAACGGAGCCGACUUCUACCCCGGGUACCAAGGAUACGGCGAGUUCUUCAUGGGUCAGCCCCAGGACGGACCCCCACCCGGCCUACCCUUCCUACCCCCCUCCCAGGGCACGCCACCCCUUAACAUGGAGCCGCCCAUGCACCCCGCAGGUCUGGGCCACGACGGUCCCUUCAUGCCCGGCGACAUGAUGCCGCCCUCCUCCACCCCCGAGCCCCUCCCUCCCCUGGGCCAACACGAGGCGUUCGGCGUCCCCCGCAGUAUGGGCCCGCCCUUCAGCCAGUCUCUGUCUCCUUCCCUCGCCCACCACCACCCGCACCAACACCCCAACCCACACCAGCAACUACAGGAGAUGACGUCAGAGGUCUGGUGACAAUCAACGCCGGCCUUCUAGGACGAGGAAGGCUACCGGUCUACGUCAUCUUUCUCAGCUCUCUUCAUCUUCGUCUUCGCGCUCUGGACAAAUCAACGCGAGCGCCGACAUAGAGCGAGAGAGGUUAUUAGUAGAACGUCAUGGGGAAGUGACGUCACUGUCAUGGCGACCACAAACGCCAUGUUGGAUGAUGGGGUCCCAGAACAUUACUUCUCAAACUUGUGAGACUUUAAAUUACUACGCCAUUGCUCUACUACAGAAAAGAAUACAGAUUUGUUAAAAACGAACACACUUUUAGUGAAUAAUUUUGUCUCCAAUAAAGUUUUAGCCGCAUAAUGAA